UGUCCAGGUAGUUGGGACUUGCAAGAAAGUGAGCUGUUGUCAGAAAUUGGAGGACUUGCACACUAGUAAACAUUCAAGACUUGUGUUCUUCUAAAGCUGUCACAAAGGUUUUAUAUUUUUAUUCGUGAAAACUUGCAAAACAAUGGACAUUGGAUUUUUAAUGUUUGUUAUCAUCAUCCUCUUACUGCUUUUCUUCUCUACAUUCUCAUGUGGAAUUGAUAUCAUCACCGCAUCCACCAAUCUUAGUGAUGGUAGAACCUUGGUUUCUAGCGAUGGAAGAUUUGAACUGGGGUUCUUCAGUUCUGGAAGUUCCGCCAAGAGCCGUUAUUUAGGAAUUUGGUUCAAGAAUGUCCCAGUUCAAAAUGUUGUUUGGGUUGCGAACAGAUGCGACCCGAUUAAUGACACGUCUGGUGUUUUGAUGGUAAACAACACAGGCAAUCUGGUACUCCUUAGUCAAAGUGGGAGUGUUGUUUGGACAGCAAGCUCAAAGAAAGAAGCUGAAAACCCAGUUCUGCAGCUCCUUGAUUCUGGAAAUCUUAUUCUACAAGAUAGAGUUGCUGGUAAAUCAGAAACAAUUUUGUGGCAAAGCUUUGACUAUCCUACUGAUACUCUUCUGUCAGGGAUGAAACUUGGAUGUGACUUAAGGAUUGGUCUUAAUCGACGAUUAUCAGCAUGGAAAGCACCAGAUGAUCCUUGCCACGGAGAUUUAACUCUUGGGUUAGAGCUAUAUAAUUAUCCGGAUUUUGUCAUGUGGAAAGGCAAAACAAAGUAUUUCCGAGAAGGUGGUUUUGAUGGCAUUGGGAUGAGUGGUUUACCCGCGCCGGAGCCAAAUCAGUUUUUUACCAUCAAUUUCAUCUCAAAUGAAGAGGAGAUUUGCUUCAUCUAUUACCUUAAUACCAAAUCGCUAAUCACAAGACUUGUUUUGAACCAAACUUCAAGUAGCCUGCAGUACACCAUGUGGGAUGAAGCAACUAAAACUUGGACAGUGUAUGCUCAAUUUCCUAGUGAUGACUGUGACCAAUAUGGGAAAUGUGGGUCAUAUGGGACCUGUCUCAGUGCGCUGCCGCCUUGUCAAUGUUUGAAAGGUUUUGCGCCAAAAUCAGAAGAACAGAACUCAGACCGGUCUAAAGGGUGUGUGCGCAAUAAUCCAAUAGCCUGUCAAAAAGGAGAUGGAUUUAUCAAAUUUGAGGGGUUGAAACUGCCAGAUACUGAACAUUCUUGGGUGAAUAGAAGUAUGGUUCUCAAUGAGUGCAGGGCUAAAUGCUUAGAAAAUUGUUCUUGUAUGGCCUAUACAACCUUGGAUGUUAAACAAAACAGAGGCUGUGCAAUUUGGUUUGAUGAUCUACUUGAUCUUAAAAAGGUCCAAUUUGCUAGACAACAUUUAUACAUUCGAAUGGUGGCUGCUGAUUCAGGAACAGAGAAUAGCAGGGGUGAAGAAAGGCAAAAUGAAGAUAUGGAAAUUCCUUUAUUUGAGUUAGAUGUAAUAUCAAAAGCCACCAAUAACUUCUUCUCAAGCAACAAGCUAGGACAGGGUGGCUUUGGGCCCGUAUACAAGGGUACUUUGCCAGAUGGAAAAGAAAUUGCUGUGAAAAGCCUCUCAAGAAGCUCUGGACAAGGAUUAGUUGAGUUCAAGAAUGAAGUAGCACUUAUAGCCAAACUUCAACAUCGGAAUCUUGUAAAGAUUUUAGGAUGCUGCAUUGAGAAGAAGAUGUUGAUUUAUGAAUAUAUGCCUAAUAAAAGUUUGGACUUCUUCAUUUUUGAUGAUACAAGAAGGAAUCUAUUAGACUGGUCAAGGCGUUUUCACAUUAUUUGUGGAAUUGCUAGAGGGCUUGUCUAUCUCCAUCAAGAUUCUAGAUUGAGGAUUAUACAUAGAGAUCUCAAAGCAAGCAAUGUUUUACUUGAUAAUGAAAUGAACCCCAAAAUUUCAGAUUUUGGCUUGGCUAGAACAUUUGGAGAAGAAUCUGAGGGUAACACAGAAAGAGUGGUUGGAACCUAUGGUUAUAUGGCACCAGAAUAUGCUUUUGAUGGGCAAUUCUCAGUGAAAUCCGAUGUUUUCAGCUUUGGUGUACUGUUGUUGGAAAUAAUAAGUGGGAAGAAGAACAGGGGGUUUUACCAUCUCAACCAUAGCAACCUUAUUGGACAUGCCUGGAGAUUGUGGAAAGAAGGAAAACCUUCGGAACUGAUUGAUUCGUUUGUACUAGAGUCUUGCACUCUAUCUGAAGUACUAAGGUGUAUCCAUAUUAGUCUUUUAUGUGUUCAGCAACACCCAGAAAACAGGCCGAGUAUGUCAUCUGUUGUUUUGAUGCUAAGUAGUGAGACAACACUAGUACAACCCAAAGAACCCGGUUUCCUUAUUGACAAGAAAUCACAUGAAACAAUUUCUUCAUCUACCAAGCUUGAAUCAUCUUCAAUCAAUGGACUUACCCUCUCAAAGUUGGAGCCUCGAUAAAGGGUAAUUGCUCAAAACUAUGCACGCCUAGUGUUGCAAAUAUAACUUAAUGAUGUUC
Rubroshorea leprosula is the source of this 2507-nucleotide messenger RNA. The record is from the annotation of a GenBank genome assembly. NCBI's taxonomy places the organism in Eukaryota, Viridiplantae, Streptophyta, Magnoliopsida, Malvales, Dipterocarpaceae.